UUAGAAAACAAAUAUCUCCAUGGUGAUAAGACAACAUGGACAACAAAGAAGCUGCUUGGGAAGAUAGUGUGGACUACGUCACACUCGCCAAGGCUGGUGGGAGGAAAGACCUCCUGGUGCACACGGAGUACACUGGUGUGUGUGAAGAGUGGAGCCCCUGUGUGGGCGGUGCCGGUGGUGUCGACUGGUUUGCACACCCCACACCGCCCCCUCCCCCUCCACAUAACCAUGACUACCAGUCAUCCCUCAGCAGCUCUUGGAUGACCUGGACCCUCCCCACAAUAGACCCCCCACCCACCCAUACAAGGGACCCCCCACCUAGGGGACCUCACAGUAGAACGCGCUCGGAGCCUAUUAAACUGCCACAGAUAUCUGAGGCUGUUGAUUUGAGUCGCCUGUUGUCACUUGAUUAUCAGAGGGAAUGGUUGGAGGAGAGGGAAGCCAGACAAGCACACGAGAAGCACACGGCUAAGUUGAAGAAAGCUGCUCAGAAGAGGAAGUUGCAAGAACACACUUCAAAAGCUCGCAAGAUAGCAGGUGUGCAUAACACAACAGGAGGUGCUGACAAGGCAAGAUUUGUCAUGAAGAGGUUUGCCAAUGUCCCAGCCCGAGUCAAGUUGCCACCAUUAUGAACAAAAUAAUAUGAACACUUUAUUAUAUCUUUAUACUUGCACACAAUAAUUAUAACGGUCUAUAGAUUGUUUCCUAAUAAAUUCUAUUGAUGUGUUCACUUCAUUGCCACUCUCAUUCCCUUGACUUUGGGUUGGUUUC
Molecule: messenger RNA, 771 nt
Organism: Halichondria panicea
Lineage: Eukaryota; Metazoa; Porifera; Demospongiae; Suberitida; Halichondriidae
Exons: 5
Coding region: 36-632 (198 amino acids)
Source: RefSeq, a predicted model, not a curated record